This is a messenger RNA of Myripristis murdjan (pinecone soldierfish), 3945 nucleotides long. RefSeq names its product NLR family CARD domain-containing protein 3-like. Gene Ontology annotation, molecular function: protein binding. NCBI's taxonomy places the organism in Eukaryota, Metazoa, Chordata, Actinopteri, Holocentriformes, Holocentridae. The transcript is spliced from 13 exons. The record is from RefSeq and is a predicted model, not a curated record. Bases 10 to 3945 code for a protein of 1311 amino acids.
UGUGUGUCCAUGAGGAGUGACCACUCUAAGGGUCACCCUAUUGAGUUCAAAGACAGCCACCUCACUGUGGAUGAUGGAGUCCAGCAGCAGAGCUCAGAGGUUCCCAGUGCUCAGUCUGACCAGCAGCAUCAAACAGACCUGGCCUCCAUAUUUAUGCUGCUGGAGGAGAACAUCAACACCUUUGUGAAGAAGGAGCUGAAAAACCUGCAGAGGUCUCUGAAUUCAGAUUACCCAGAAUGCUCAGAGAGGCAGAGGGAGGAUGAGGAGGUGUUGGACGGUGAGGAGGAAGAGCAGAGGAAGAAAAGCAGAGAGUUUUUUCUGCAGAUCACACUGCACCUCCUGAGGAGGAUGAAGCAGGAGGAGCUGGCUGAGCGUCUGUGGAGCAAAACUGCUGCUGCAGUGUGCCAACGCGAACUCAAAUCUGCCCUGAAGAAGAAGUGUGAGUGUGUGUUUGAGGGGAUUGCUAAAGCAGGAAACCCAACACUUCUGAAUCAGAUCUACACAGAGCUGUACAUCACAGAGGGAGGGAGUGGAGAGCUCAGUGAGGAACAUGAGGUCAGAUGGAUUGAAACAGCAUCCAGGAAACCAGCCAGACCAGAAACACCAAUAAUAUGUGAGGACAUCUUUAAAGCUUUACCUGGAAGAGAUCGACCAAUCAGAACAGUGAUGACAAAGGGAGUGGCUGGCAUUGGGAAAACAGUCUUAACACAGAAGUUCACUCUGGACUGGGCUGAACACAAAGCCAACCAGCAUGUUCACUUCACAUUUCCAUUCACUUUCAGAGAGCUGAAUCUGCUGAGAGGGAAGAAGUUGAGCUUGGUGGAACUUCUUCAUCACUUCUUCACUGAGACCAAAGAAGCAGGAAUCAGCAGGUUUGAGCAGUUCCAGGUUGUGUUGAUCUUUGACGGUCUGGAUGAGUGUCGACUUCCUCUGGACUUCAACAACAACCAGAUCCUGACUGAUGUUACAGAGUCCACCUCAGUGGACGUUCUGCUGACAAACCUCAUCAAGGGGAAACUGCUUCCCUCUGCUCGCCUCUGGAUAACCACACGACCCGCAGCGGCCAAUCAGAUCCCUGCUGAGUGUGUUGACAUGGUGACGGAGGUGAGAGGCUUCACUGACCCACAGAAGGAGGAAUACUUCAGGAAGAGAUUCAGAGAUAAGGAGCAGGCCAGCAGAAUCAUCUCCCACAUCAAGACGUCACGAAGCCUCCACAUCAUGUGCCACAUCCCAGUCUUCUGCUGGAUCACUGCUACAGUUCUGGAGGAUGUGUUGAAAACCAGUGAGGGAGGAGACCUGCCCAAGACCCUGACUGAGAUGUACAUCCACUUCCUGGUGGUUCAGUUUAAAGUGCAGAACGUCAAAUAUCAUGAGAAACAUGAGACCGAUCCAGUCUGGACGGCAGAGACCAGAGAGAUGAUCCUGUCUCUGGGAAAACUGGCUUUUGAGCAGCUAGAGAAAGGCAACCUGAUCUUCUAUGAAGCAGACCUGGCAGAGUGUGGCAUUGAUAUAAGAGCAGCCUCAGUGUACUCAGGAGUGUUCACACAGAUCUUUAAAGAGGAGCGUGGGCUGUACCAGGACAAGGUUUUCUGCUUCGUUCAUCUGAGCCUUCAGGAGUUUCUGGCUGCUGUUCAUGUCUUUGUGACAUUCAUCAACUCUGGAGUCAAUCUGCUGUCAGAAGAACAAUCAACCUCCCAAGUAACACUCCUCCAGAGUGCUGUGGACAAAGCCUUACAGAGUCCAAAUGGACACCUGGACUUGUUCCUGCGCUUCCUCCUGGGUCUUUCACUGCCGACUAAUCAGACUCUCCUACGAGGCCUGAUGACACAGACAGGAAGUAGCUCACAGACCAACCAGGAAACAGUCAAGUUCAUCAAGGAGAAGAUCAAGGAGAAUGAGUCUCCAGAGAGAAGCAUCAACCUGUUCCACUGUCUGAAUGAGCUGAAUGACCAUUCUCUAGUGGAGGAGAUCCAACAGUACCUGAGAUCAGGAAGUCUCUUCAGAGAAAAACUGUCCCCUGCUCAGUGGUCAGCUCUGGUCUUCAUCUUACUGUCAUCAGAAGAAGAUCUGGAUGUGUUUGACCUGAAGAAAUACUCUGCUUCAGAGGAGGCUCUUCUGAGGCUGCUGCCAGUGGUCAAAGCCUCCAAGAAAUCUGUGCUGAGUGGCUGUAAUCUGUCAGAGAGAGGCUGUGCAGCUCUGGCCUCAGUUCUCAGCUCCCAGUCCUCUAGUCUGAGAGAGCUGGACCUGAGUAACAAUGAUCUGCAGGAUUCAGGAGUGAAGCGUCUCUCUGCUGGACUGGAGAGUCCACACUGCAGACUGGAGGCUCUCAGGCUGAGUGGCUGUAAUCUGUCAGAGAGAGGCUGUGCAGCUCUGGCCUCAGUUCUCAGCUCCCAGUCCUCUAGUCUGAGAGAGCUGGACCUGAGUAACAACGAUCUGCAGGAUUCAGGAGUGAAGCAUCUCUCUGCUGGACUGGAGAGUCCACACUGCAGACUGGAGGCUCUCAGGCUGUCAGGCUGUCUGCUCACACAGGAAGGCUGUGCUUCUCUGGCCUCAGCUCUGAGCUCCAACCCCUCCCAUCUGAGAGAGCUGGACCUGAGCUACAAUCAUCCAGGAGACUCAGGAGUGAAGCUGCUCUCUGCUGGACUGGAGGAUCCAACCUGGAGACUGGAGGCUCUCAGGGUGGACCAUGGUGGAGAGCAGUGGCUGAAACCAGGACUGAGGAAGUAUUCCUGUGAACUCAAACUGGACACAAACACAGCAAACAGACACCUCGUACUGUCUGAGGACAACAGGAAGGUGACAUGGGGGAGAGAGGAGCAGCCAUAUCCUGAUCACCCAGAGAGGUUUGACUACUGGAAACAGAUCCUGUGUAGUGAUGGUCUGACUGGUCGCUGCUACUGGGAGGUCGAGUGGAAAGGAGGGGUUGAUAUAGGAGUGACUUACAGAGGAAUCAGCAGGAGAGGAGGCAGAGAAGACAGUGUGCUUGGAUGGAACAAAAACUCCUGGAGUCUGAUCUGCUAUGGUUCUGGUGGUUUCUCUGCCUGGCACAACAACAUCAGAACAUCCAUCCCUGCCCCCUCCUCCUCUAACAGAGUAGCAGUGUAUCUGGACUGGCCUGCUGGCUCUCUGUCCUUCUACAGCGUCUCCUCUGACUCACUGAUCCACCUCCACACCUUCAGCAGCACCUUCACUCAGCCUCUGUACCCGGGCUUUAGGUUUAGGUCACAUGACUCCUCAGUGUCUCUGUGUCAGAUCUGGGGACGUGUACGGGACCCCAUUGUUUACAGUAGGGAUCAGCUGUUGGCCCUCCGUGGCACCGCGGUGCUGCCCCACGAGAGGCCCGACGUUCCCCGGGAGUUGAAGAGGAGGAGACGGGGGAGCCAUGCCGGAGCUGCUCGCCGUGCUAGAAGGAGGAGAUACAGACCCGUCCUCCCGUCCAUCAUCAUGGGGAAUGUAAGAUCUCUUCCCAAUAAGAUGGACGAGUUAGCGGCGCUGACUCGGCACCAGAGGGACUACCGGGAGUGCAGCAUCAUGAUGUUUACGGAAACAUGGCUGACUGAGCUGACCCCAGACACGGCCGCGGACCUGGACGGAUUCAAACUGGUGCGGGCGGACAGGACGAGGGAGAGCGGUAAGAGGAAAGGAGGAGGGCUGGCGGUGUUUGUGAACGACAGAUGGUGUAACUCUGGGCACAUCACUAUUAAAGAACAGCUCUGCUGCAGGGACAUUGAACUGCUGCAGACAGAGCACCCACAGGCCCUCCUCCUUAUCUCUGGGGACUUUAAUCAUGCCUCUCCAUCCUCCACUCUGCCCACUUUCACCCAGCAACCAGCUGUGUCCCGCACAGUGAAGAGAUGGUCCGACGAGGCUGAGGAGGCUCUGAAGGACUGUUUCGACACAACUAAAACCUCAUGUUAUGUGUUUAACAUAUCCAGUUAUCUCUGA